GUAAAAUAUGAAUGACAAAAUCUUGAAAUAAAUAUUCAAUGAAUUCUUUGAAUUUCAGUUACUUAGAACUCUUGUAAGUGCUGCAUCAGAUGAAAAUUUGCUUGAAAAUGUUUCUCUAAUAAAAGCAUUUCCGGAAAACUUUGAAGAAAUACAAAUAAGACGUUAUUGUGCAUCCUUGGAAGAAACUAUGCAAAAAUUGGAAAGCAUGCGAGAAGAAAUAAGAAGAAGAUCCACUGGUUCAUAUCCUGGAAGUAUGGCUGAAGAGGAGUUGAAAGAUACUUUAAAAGAAGCCCAAAAAGAAGCAAAGGAAUCAGAACCUAUUUUCAAAAUGUAUAGAAACAUGAAUCAGUCUGAAAUUAUAAUUUCUCUGGCUUCUGAAGUAAAUCAAUUGAGAAAAGAAUAUGAUGCAAUGCAGAUUCAACAUCACAAGGUGCAGGAUGCAUUUGCUGCUGUAAAAGGACAAAAAUCUUGGAAUUUAUUGUGCAAGUGUGUAAAAGAAGUAGAUCAUAUGAGACUUGUGUUGAAUGAAAUGACAGAGGGGCAGUUUGAGCAGGGGAUCAUUGAAUAUGUGGAUCCAAAAAGAGUAAACAAUCUUGAAAGAAGACUCACAAGAACAGAUAAAAAUUUACAAAUUAUGGAACUUGUUUUAGACAGACUUCAAAAUUUCAAAGCAGACACUGAGGCAAUGUUGGCAAAAUGUAAUCCUAUCCUUGAACAACUGUAUAUCACCGAGCAAAAGGAAGACACAACCAUACAGGACUUAAGGAAUGCAAAUGAAAUAUCCAAGCGAAUUGGAAAAAUGGAAGUAGAUGUGGAAUCUAUGGCAAAUGUAAUCACAGUGCUGAUGGCAAGACUUGAAGGAAGAAUUGCUCUAAUUGAAGCUACUGUAAAAAAAAUGCAACUUUUGGAUGAAGCUAAAGCGGACAAAGAUUAUGUACAGAGUACAUUCCCACUAAUGGCUGAUAAAGAACUUGUUAAUAAGACAGUGACUUAUGAAGAUAUGGCCAAAGUAUUUAAUGAACUGGGCGAGAAGCUGAUGAAUUGCUUUGGGUGUAUAAUGGAUAUAAUGAUGAAAUGGGAUGGAAGACUGGAACAAUUUCAGUUGGAUACAGCAUACUCAAUAAACAAAAAUGAAUUUUCCCAAUUAAUGGAAAUACUAGAUAAAAAAUUAGUAUCUCUGUACAUGAGAGUGAAAGAUUUGGAAAUUGGUCACAUUCAGGAACAAAAUUAUAGAUCCAAAGAUGAUAUGAUUGUAUUCAAAAAUUUGCGAUGCAUCACUUGUGAUGCAGAUGCUGUAAUGAACUGUAGGCCUGAUAUUUUAAUUCCUGUUCCACCUAAGUGUCCUGUGAGGUUUCCCAUUGCCCCACAGGUAGCCUAUGAGUUACAUGCUCUUCGAUCCACAACUGAGGGAUUGUUGAAGAAUGCCACAGAUGUCUGUAAAAUGAUUUGUCCAUCAGAGACAUCUUGUGAAGUUAAGAAAGGAAUUGACACACAUUGUAAAAGAUUUGGUAAGGAAAUUUGUACAAAUGAUCAAAUUUGUACUCCUCCAAACACAGCAGAAAGUGUGGUAAAGAUCACAGAACUAGAUAACUAUGGACUUCAAGUUGCACAACUAAGUACAAAGGGUAUUCCUCAAAAGAAAAUUGAAGAACUUGGUGAGAUGCCGGACCAACCUGUGACCUCAGUUGACAAAAACAUUCGGAAAGCAAGUUGCAAAUCUUCAAAAAAGAUAAAAAGAAAGCAAUAAGCAACAUAAAAGUUAGAAAGGAAGCAAUGUUUCUCUAUAAAUGCAUUGUAAAAUGUUAUUUUCUGCAAAGAUGUCUGGUAUCAUGUUUUUGGAGCAAAAUAAAGGAAAUCAACUUCCUGCUCAAGGAGAUUUCUUUUCAUAUGGAUAAAAAUUAACCAAAAGUAAUCCGAGAAGGGAAAAAAUAGCAUUAUUCAUGAGGAC
Molecule: messenger RNA, 1948 nt
Organism: Gryllus bimaculatus (two-spotted cricket)
Lineage: Eukaryota; Metazoa; Arthropoda; Insecta; Orthoptera; Gryllidae
Source: the annotation of a GenBank genome assembly